This is a messenger RNA of Trypanosoma theileri, 1296 nucleotides long. RefSeq lists its product as uncharacterized. The record is from RefSeq and is a predicted model, not a curated record. NCBI's taxonomy places the organism in Eukaryota, Euglenozoa, Kinetoplastea, Trypanosomatida, Trypanosomatidae. The coding region runs from base 1 to 1296 and encodes 431 amino acids. The transcript has a single exon.
AUGACAACGAUGUUCGUCCAACUGCGCCGCGUGGUGUACCUGUUGGUACUUGUGCACUUCUGUACGUGUGUGGCAUAUGCGAGACGUGGUAGGGGACGUGUUUUAACAGAUGUAGAUGUUGCCCCUGAAGAACCAAGGGCAGCUGAGCAUGAGGCUAUAUUACAGAAGAUAAGUGAUUCGACAGCUAAAAUGGAGGAGGAAAAAAAGAACACAACAAUUAAAGCUGAGUUACUGAGUCAAGCAAGGGAUAAGUACAGUACAGAUUCUAAACAUGCCGAGACUGCAGCAAAUGAGUGCACACAAUUUGCCAAAGAGAGUAAAACUGGUUUAACGAGUGUUGCAGAUAAUGAGAGGGAGAACAAGGCCAACGAACUCGUGAAAAAGUGCACUCGGGCGGCCCAAGAAGUUAAAGCUGCUGCAGAUGCUGUAAAUGACGCCGCUGAUGCUGCUGGCGAUGCUGCGGGUCAACUUUUAGAAGCCGCGAAGAGUGUGAAUGAAACAUCAAAUGGACAUUUGGAUUCAUUAGACUCAAUGGUAGGAUCGCCAUCGGAACUUUUAGUGAAGUUGACCGCGGCUCCAGUGAUUGCUGUGGAUAAAACUAAUGAAGCGGAAAAGUUUGCAACGGAGGUGCAGAAGAAUGUCACUGCCGCAAAAGCAGAGGUUGCCAAGGCAGAACAACUGGAACAAGCAGCGAAUGACGCUGCGAAGCUUCUGCAGGAAGCCAUUCAAAACCCAAAGACUGCAAUAGCAGCCGCAAAAGCACCAGCAGCAGCAGAAGCAACAGAGAAAGCUGCCGAAGAAGAACAGCAACAAAACGUUGGUUCAGCACCAAAAAAUGAAGAGCAGCACGAGAAACAAACAACGGAAGCUGAAAACAGUACAGAAGUCCAAAUCAACAGAAAUGAAGAAAAUGGAUCAGUAACAAUGGAAACUAAAAACAGUUCAGGGAACGAAACCAACAAUAAUGGGGAAAAGGGAUCAAUCGUAACAACAGCUGAAAAUGGACCAAACACAGAUGAAAAUAUAUCGACUGUGGAGCAACAAAAUGACCAACAUGUAAGAAAAGAAAACGGCAGAGACGGGGGUUCUAAGGAAGAGAGGGAAACAACUAAUAACUCAACCACUGCUGAAACAUUGAAAUCUCAAAAUAUGCUAACUAAUUCUCCCUCUACAGGUUCAGUCCCUUUAAAUGUUACACAGUUCAGUGACAGCAGUAGCAGUCCUGCAUUGGUGCACAGUCCCUUAUUGCUGCUUCUUGUUUCGAUGUGUGUGCUGGGCUGUACUGUCGUUUGUUGA